CGGACGAAAAGGGCUAAAGGACGAAGGUGUUUGUGCAGACUGACGACCUCAGAGGACCUGCAAAUGCACGCGUUUGGAAGAAAACGAGCCGCUUUUGCGUCGGGAAAGCAACCAAAUGCGAAAGAUGCAAUGCAAAGAUUCGGCGUCGAUUUGUGGAGAGAAUGAAAAUCGUGUGGCUGGAAACGCUUUGGUUCGUGUCUGGACGUGAUCGUGCAGCAUCAAACGAGGAAAAAUAUGAAAUCGGAAUACGCGAAGAGGGGCGGCGGGAGGCAAGUUGCUGAGUUGCUGACGCGGACCGAAUUUUUCUCCAGUACGUGAGAAAGAAACAAAAAGUGCAGCGCAGAACAAGCGAAAACAAGUCCUUGCGUGCGGCGACCUUGACACGGGUCAAUUGCUGCCCUCAAGUUGGCUGUGUUGGAAGACAUCAUGCGUGCCACCCGCCUCAUCAUCCACCGCACCCCAGUCCGCGAGGGUGACGACAUGGCUAACCUUCCUGCGGACAUUCGCUCCAGCCUUGGCAGUCUCGAUAACAUGGGGGAAAGGAUGCUGGCUGUCCUCCUCGACUGCAUGCAUGAGGAGUUCUGCGUUUUUGACGACGUCGUCACGCUGCGGCAAAUUGCCAGAAUUGGUCUGACCAGCCGCUCUGGGAAGCAGCAAACGCAGUGGUCCCGAUUCAGCCUGCUCUGGCCCCUGCGCAGGUGGCUGCCAUUCAGGAAGAACAGGUGGCCCAGCCUUCGGCUCACCAAGAUAAUCUGAAGUAUCCCUUAAUGUUCCCAAUGAUUCAAAACAAAUUUACAAGAUUUGCGAAUUUAUUCUUUUAAUUGAAGAAACGUAACUUAAGCCACAAUUAUUUUAACCUCUGCUUAUUCCAAUAACAAGAAAAAAUUAUUUGGCAAAUUUUACGAGCGUUGCGUUUCUUGUGUGCUGUAAAAAAACAUAAUUUUUGUGUGCACCGAAAUGAAAGUUAAAAUUUGAAGUUCUGCUACUUAAUAUUAAUUGGACGAAUAAUAUAUACUUAAU
Neocloeon triangulifer is the source of this 1020-nucleotide messenger RNA. RefSeq lists its product as uncharacterized. Bases 427 to 756 code for a protein of 109 amino acids. Lineage: Eukaryota; Metazoa; Arthropoda; Insecta; Ephemeroptera; Baetidae. The record is from RefSeq and is a predicted model, not a curated record. The transcript is spliced from 3 exons.